CACAAAUAGAAAGCGCGCUUCGAGUUGGGUUCUCUUGUGGGUCAAGAAACACGUUUUUAGAAAUGGGGUUUGCUUACAUCAAACGCUAGUAAUUAAUACCAGCUCGCUCCAAUUUCUGGAGAAAUUCCGAAGAAAUGGGGUUUAGGUUCUUCAUCAAUUUCAACCCAAUUCAAAAAUCAUGCACAUCGAAAAUCAGAUCAUCGUCUUCACAUGCUUAUUCUAGGGUCGUUGUGAAUUCUCGUCCUCGCUCAACUUCUGAGAACCCAAAUUUGAAGAUUCAAAGGCGGUGGCAUGUGGGCCACUCCCACGGAAACGACGGUGGCCAGGGUUUUCGUCCGGGGAAAGAGGGCGAGAAGAUUUUCCGUCUAGGAUUGGCGGCGGAUAUUGGACUGGCCGCCGGAAAAGCUGUUACUGGAUAUCUCUCCGGCAGCACUGCGAUCAUCGCUGAUGCUGCUCAUUCGGUUUCAGAUGUGGUACUGAGUGGGGUGGCAUUGUUGUCUUUCAAAGCUGCGAUGGCACCCAAGGAUAAAGAACAUCCAUAUGGACACGGCAAGUUUGAGACCAUAGGAGCCCUCGGAAUUUCUGGUAUGCUUUUGGUAACUGCCGGUGGUAUUGCUUGGCAUGCUUUAGAUGUCCUUCAGGUAAUAGUAACAGCUGCUCCAGAGAUAGUUAAUCAAUCCUUGGCUCACAAUCACGCACACGGUGGACAUCACCAUGGAAUUGACAUGGCCCACCCAGUUCUAGCAUUGAACAUGACUUUAGUAUCUAUAGCCGUUAAAGAAGGGCUAUAUUGGAUAACAAAGAAGGAAGGUGAAAAGACGGGCAGUGGGCUAAUGAAAGCCAAUGCGUGGCAUCAUCGAUCGGAUGCUAUUUCAUCAGUAGUUGCUCUCGUUGGGGUUGGUGGAUCUAUUCUUGGGGUUAGAUUCUUUGAUCCUCUUGCUGGACUUCUUGUUUCCGGAAUGAUCUUUAAAGCGGGACUUGAAAGUGGUUACCAGAGUAUCUUGGAGUUGGUGGAUGCUGCUGUUCCAUCGGAAAAUCUGGAACCUUAUAAACACACAAUAUUGGGGGUCGAUGGAGUCAAGGGAUAUAAUCACCUUCGAGGAAGGCGAGCAGGAUCGUCGCUGUAUCUUGAUGUAGAUGUUGAGGUGGAUCCAUUUUCUAGUGUUAGCGGUGCGCAUGAUGUUGGGGAAAAUGUUCGACGUCAGCUUCAGCAGUCUCAUCCAGAAGUAGCUGAAGUCUUCAUACACAUAGAGCCGGCAACUUCACAUAUAUCGGGAAGUGUUAUUAAUCACCAAAGAGACUGUAAGAUCUCAGUUCAUCAGAGUGAUGCCGACUUAUUGGAGCACACAGAUAUUGAAGAUUCCGUUUCCCAAAUUUUGUCCUCCAAUUUCUCAGAGAAAAUGGCAGUCCAGCGCAUCACUCGCCACUCGUUUCAUGGGCAGAUUUUUCUCGAAAUUGAGGUAUCCAUGCCCCCCGACACAUUAAUUAGGGAGGGUGUAGAGGUAGCAAAAGAGGCUGAGGAGAAGAUUAUGGAGGUAUUGCCUAAUAUCAUGCAGGUCUCUAUUCAUCUUCGACUAGGUCGCCCAAGGCCCGACUUUUCAAUCUGAUAAUGGAUGCUUCUCUACUAAAUAAAUCACUGCCGAUUUUGUAGACAUUAAAUCGAGAUAUAUUCCCUCUGUAGGGUUUCUACCCGAAGAAAGCUUACAAUAUGAAACACUCAAAAUAGAUGUUAGUAAAAUCACAAGAUAAAUAAAUAUGAAUGUAUGAAAA
Erythranthe guttata (spotted monkey flower) is the source of this 1770-nucleotide messenger RNA. RefSeq names its product Cation efflux family protein. Gene Ontology annotation, cellular component: membrane. The record is from RefSeq and is a predicted model, not a curated record. NCBI's taxonomy places the organism in Eukaryota, Viridiplantae, Streptophyta, Magnoliopsida, Lamiales, Phrymaceae. Gene Ontology annotation, biological process: transmembrane transport; monoatomic cation transport. Gene Ontology annotation, molecular function: monoatomic cation transmembrane transporter activity.